AUUCAAAGGCAUUGAGCCACCAUUCGAUGAAUUUACCACUGAUUUCUCUUCUUGAGCUUGUUUUUGUGGCUUACUUUCAAGUUUUACGUGGUGAUGUGAACCAUGGUAGUAGCAUCAGUGUAUCAUCAUCUACUGCAAAAAUGGUACGACAAUGCUCCAUGCGUGGUGUAUGUGGACAUCGUGGUGAUAUGCAUCAAACAUGUCCUUAUCAUGGAUCACCUUUACGUAUAUCCGUGGAAAAACAUCAUCAAACGUUGAAAUCAUUGUGUCCACAUCUCUUCCAAGGAGGCAAUGAAGAAUUUUGCUGUGAUGAAAAGCAGGUGGCAUUAUUGGAUACGCAAAUGACACUGCCACGACAAUUCCUGGCGCGAUGUCCAAGUUGCUUGAUGAAUUUUAUACAGCUAUGGUGUGACUUCACGUGCUCACCAAACCAGGCGAAUUUUGUACGGGUCAUUGCAUCUACCGAUGAUUUAUAUCUCGUGGAAAACAAAACGCAGUACGUCACAGAAGUUGCUUAUUACGUACGAGACAGUUACGCAGAUGGAUUAUUUCAAUCAUGCAAAGAUGUUCGAGCGAUUGGAACGGAUUAUGCACUUAGUUUCAUGUGUGGCGUAAGCAUCACCGAGUGUGACAUAUCCCGGUGGUUCACUUUCUUAGGUACAUACAACGAGGAUAUCGGUGUACCCUUUCAUAUCAAUUUCAUUCCUACUCCUUCCUUGCUCGAAUCCGUAAAAGAAGGUCAACUAAACGUUUCAAAUGUUACAGUGUUUGACAUUAACCCACCUACCACACGGGUGUUUCUCUGUUCAGAAGCAGCUCAUCCUAGUGGCUCUCCAUGUUCCUGUCAGGAUUGUCCUCAGUCUUGCGUUGCCGAAUCACCUUUUCCUUUUAUCACACAGGGAGAAUGUCAUGUCGCAUCAUUUGAUUGUAUGCUAAUUUUAUCACUUUUUGGAUUUGGUGGAUUAUGCUUUGCGGUACUUUUUUUCGCGGUAAUGCAUUAUAGCUUGAAAAGAAGUCAGGAUAGCGAUUUAAGUGAUUUUAAACCAACCGGUGGAACAUUAGAUGAUGCUGACCUAGGUACAAUUGAUACAUUGGGAUCAUGGAUCGAGUCACAACUUGAAUUGAUUUGCGCUCAUUAUGGAGAGCUAUGCGUUAAACACCCGUUAGCGGUAUUUAUGUUUGGUAUACUUAUUGCGGUACUUUGCUCAAGUGGUAUGCUCUUUGUUCGUUUCACUACAGAUCCGGUAGAACUUUGGUCAUCCUGGAGUAGUAGAGCACGUAGCGAGAAAUACUUUUUUGAUAACGAAUUCGGACCAUUUUAUCGCAUGGAACAAUUGAUCAUAUACCCACGAGAUCAGUCAUUCUGGCCACAUGAAAAUCAGUCGGACUUAUUCGAACUUGGCUUCUAUGGCCCAGCACUACGAAAAGCAUUCCUUCAAGAAGUAGCACAGCUGCAAGAAGCGGUGACAGAUUUGGUCGCAAUAGCAGAAGACGGUCGUAAGGUGACACUUACUGAUGUGUGCUACAAACCGAUGAUACCUGAUAAUCAGAAUUGUGCAAUCAUGACUGUACUCAAUUAUUUCCAGAAUAAUAUGACACUUCUGAAUCAGACAAGCGUGGAUGACUGGAGUGGUUCACAGUUUGAUUAUCUGGAUCAUAUCAUGACAUGCGCUCAGAAUCCGUAUCAGACAAUCACUCGGCUCGGUAUCCCCUGCUUAUCUGCAUUUGGUGUACCCAUUCAACCGUAUGUUGUGUUGGGUGAAUUCAACAGUAGUAAUCAAUGGGAUAGUGCAAGGGGUAUUGUUAUCACAAUUCUUUUGAACAAUCAUAUCACCGCUGCGGAAAAUAAGUAUGCUGCUGCAUGGGAAAAAGUAUUUAUCCUUUAUCUUCGGAAUAUUUCGCAUCAAAACUACGCGAUAUCAUUCAUGGCCGAACGUUCUAUUCAGGAUGAAAUAGAUCGAGAAAGCCAAUCGGAUGUCUUCACCAUACUUAUCAGCUAUAUCUUCAUGUUUGCUUAUGUUGCAUUCGCACUAGGGCAAUAUCAGGUGACCGGGAACAAUUUGGCCACAUUACUUGUCCAUUCGAAGAUAAUGCUUGGUGCUGCGGGUGUUAUAAUUGUUGCCUUAUCAGUCACAUCAUCCAUUGGCUUAUAUGCAUUCUAUGGCAUCCCUGCAACGACAAUUGUCUUGGAAGUGCAACCAUUUCUAGUACUUGCCGUAGGUGUCGACAACAUCUUCAUUUUUGUACAUGCCUAUCAGCGAGCCGAGGAACCUUUGUCGGAACCAUUACAUUUGCGAAUUUCACGUAUAAGUGGCGAAGUGAUACCGUCUAUGCUUCUAUCAUCGCUCUCCGAAUGCUUAUGUUUCUUCGUCGGAGCAUUAUCUUCAAUGCCUGCUGUCAAGGUAUUUUCGCUAUAUGCAGCUUUAGCGAUAUUUUUCAACUUUUUCCUACAAAUAACCUGUUUCCUUGCUAUAUUCAUCGUUGACGUGCGACGUGAAGAGGAUGGUAGGCCAGAAAUAUGUUGUUGUCGUCAGAUAACAACCGUUGAAAGUGUUAACAAUGAUGGUUAUAUGUUGUACCUGUUCAGUAACUACUACGCACCUUUUCUGCUAUCAAAAUUCGUUCGAAUUAUUGUGAUAUUUUUAUUUGCUGGUUGGCUGUGUAGCUCAUUCGCAGUGAUAGGCAAUAUACCGCUUGGAUUUGAUCAAAAAAUGGCAGUUCCCGAGGAUUCGUAUGUUUUUUCCUAUUUCAAAUCGAUGGAUCGAUUUCUGUCAGUUGGUCCACCAGUGUAUUUUGUCAUCAAAGGUGAUUUGGAAUUCAGUGAUCCUUAUGAACACAACAAAAUUUGCUCCGGUUCGGGUUGUGCCACUGAUUCAUUGGGUGCUCAAAUCGCCCAUGCCGCACGGUGGUCAAAUAGAUCUUAUGUAGCUUAUCCAGCAAUGAACUGGCUCGACGAUUACUUCGACUGGUUACAACCCUUCGGUGAUCCACCAUGUUGUCGGAUGUUCCCCAAUGAAACCUUUUGCUCCUCCAUCGAGAAUUCAGAAAACUGCAUCCCUUGUAACGUGGAGUUUCUCGAUGGUAGACCUCGCUCAGACCUGUUUUAUGAUCAUCUCACGCACUUCUUCUCCAAUAAUCCAAGUACCAAAUGUGCCAAAGGAGGUCAUGCAGCAUACGGUUCAGCCGUUAAGUUAUCUAGGCGUGGCCGAAUCUUGUCUUCGCAUUUCAUGACGUAUCAUACAGUUUUGAAAACUUCAUCAGAUUUCAUAAAUGCCAUGACUAGUGCUCGCCGUAUUGCUGCCAACAUCACAGCUAUGUUAAACAAAGACAGGGAUGGACGAUGUCCUAUAGAAGUAUUUCCGUACAGCGUAUUUUACGUUUUCUAUGAGCAGUAUACGACGAUAGUAAUGGAUGCAUGCAUCCAGCUAGUACUCUCCUUAGUAGCUAUAUUUGCGGUCACAACAGUGCUUCUCGGCCUUGAUCCGUGGUCUGCAUUCAUAAUUGAUCUUACAAUAAGCUGUGUUCUGUUUGACUUAAUUGGUCUCAUGUAUUGGUGGAGUAUUGAUUUCAAUGCUGUUUCUGUUGUUAAUCUUGUCAUGACAGUGGGAAUAUCGGUGGAAUUCUGUUCGCACAUCGUUCGAUCAUUUGCACUAAGCGUUCAUCCGGAUCGUUUGAUGCGUGCUCGGCAUUCUCUUGCAAGUAUGGGAUCAUCGGUCCUCUCUGGAAUAACACUUACAAAGUUUGGCGGAAUACUGGUCCUCGCAUUUGCACAUUCCCAAAUUUUCAAAAUAUUUUACUUCCGUAUGUUCCUUGGCAUUGUACUUAUUGGAGCAUCACACGGUCUCAUAUUUUUACCUGUUUUACUCAGCUAUAUCGGACCACCGAUGAAUAAGCGCAAACUGAUCAUGAAGACACGAUCAGAAAGUUGCUGCAUAAAUGACUGUAGCGGUACAGUAACGAAAACAUGUCUCACGAAGCACUGUGAUCCUUCACCACUUCCAGAUGUUUUCUAGACAACCCUAUCUUUAAUUUCUUCACUGGUGCAUUCCUUCUAGUCUCUUACUUUCGUUCAUUUUCUAGGCUUUAUUCAGGUUCUCUCCUCGAUUAGUAGUGUUUUUUCUCUCGGUAGUCUAAAAUUUUGCAUAAGAAUAAGAAGCAAAGUAGUAUGAGUUGUAAAUUUCUUUUUUGAAAUAUCCUCAUCUAAUUUCGUAUCAGUCACAUCAUUACAAUAUCAAUAAAGCUGAAGUUA
Molecule: messenger RNA, 4249 nt
Organism: Loa loa (African eye worm)
Lineage: Eukaryota; Metazoa; Nematoda; Chromadorea; Rhabditida; Onchocercidae
Product: niemann-Pick C1 protein
Exons: 26
Coding region: 27-4013 (1328 amino acids)
Cellular component (GO): membrane
Molecular function (GO): lipid carrier activity
Source: RefSeq, a predicted model, not a curated record